AUUUGAUAUCAGGUUCUCUCUCCAUCUCGUUUCCGCUGAGCUUUCUCCCCUUAUCUACCUCCUGUCCCGAAUGAACUACUUUGUGUGAUACCCUCCACCUACUGUAGGACGGACAACACAUGCCACUGCAUCCUACCACUCCUUACAUUUGUCCAAUACAAUAUCUAAUCACAUUUUACAUUCAUUGUACUUGAACUCAUUAGCAUCCAUGACACCAUCAACCACCGCGCCCGCAGGGCCCAUCACAACCCAUCUCACCACUCUCCUGGGGAUCAAACACCCAAUCAUCCUCGCCGGCAUGGCCCGCGUUUCUGGCGGUCCCCUCGCAGCUGCCGUCUCCAACGCGGGCGGCCUCGGCGUCAUAGGCGGUUUCAUGUACACGCCCGACCAGCUGCGCUCCAUCAUCGCCGAGAUGAAAGCCAAUUUUAGCCGGCCGGACCUGCCCUUCGGCGUCGACCUGGCCCUGCCGCAGAUCGGCGGCUCGGCCCGCAAGACCAACCACGACUACACAGGCGGCAAGCUGGACGAGCUAAUCGACAUCACCAUCGAGAGCGGCGCCAGGCUGUUUGUGUCGGCCGUGGGCGUGCCGCCCAAGCGCAUCAUCGACAAGCUCCACGCCAACGGGAUCCUGGUCAUGAACAUGGUUGGCCACCCCAAGCACGCUGUCAAGGCGCUGCAGCUCGGCGUCGACAUGGUGUGCGCCCAGGGAGGGGAAGGGGGUGGACACACGGGCGACGUGGCUAACAGCGUGUUGAUUCCCUCGGUGGUCGACGUGGCGAGGAUGUUUGAGCCUACGAUGCUGAACAAGGUAUUGGGUACGACGGAUCAGCCGGCGCUGGUUGUGGCGGCCGGCGGCAUCGCGGAUGGGCGCGGGCUGGCGAGCAGCUUGAUGCAAGGGGCCGCGGGCGUCUGGGUGGGAACGAGGUUCGUGGCGAGCAAGGAGGCCAGCUGCAGCGAUCAGCACAAGGAGGCGGUGGUAACGUGCGGGUUUCAGGAUACCGAGCGAACACUGGUUCUGAGCGGGAGGCCCUUAAGGAUGAAGACAAACCAGUAUAUCGCCAAGUGGCAUGCGCAGCCAGAGAAGAUUGCGGAGUUGACGGAGAAGGGCAUCGUGCCGAUCGAGUGGGAUAUGGAUCAAGGGAACGAGAUUGACCCACCGCAUCUGAUGGGACAGGUGGCGGGGUUGGUGAAGAAGGUGCAGCCGGCUGGGGAGAUUGUGGAGGAAAUGGUGCAGGAGGCGGUUGAGCAGUUGAAGUUGGGACAGGCGUAUUUGAACGGGGGCAGAACGAGCAAGCUAUAAGCGAGGGGGGGUGCAAAGGGUUGAGG
Neurospora tetrasperma FGSC 2508 is the source of this 1326-nucleotide messenger RNA. RefSeq lists its product as uncharacterized. The coding region runs from base 209 to 1300 and encodes 363 amino acids. Gene Ontology annotation, molecular function: nitronate monooxygenase activity. The transcript has a single exon. The record is from RefSeq and is a predicted model, not a curated record. Lineage: Eukaryota; Fungi; Ascomycota; Sordariomycetes; Sordariales; Sordariaceae.